Molecule: messenger RNA, 1560 nt
Organism: Naegleria lovaniensis
Lineage: Eukaryota; Heterolobosea; Eutetramitea; Acrasida; Naegleriidae
Exons: 1
Coding region: 1-1560 (519 amino acids)
Biological process (GO): L-histidine catabolic process
Cellular component (GO): cytoplasm
Molecular function (GO): histidine ammonia-lyase activity
Source: RefSeq, a predicted model, not a curated record
AUGCAAACUUCUCGCAACAUUGUCGAACGUAUUGUUGAGACAAAGGAAGUUGUCUAUGGCAUUAGCACUGGAUUUGGAGAAUUUAAAAAUGUUGUCAUUAAUCAUGAUUCCUUGUCUGAAUUGCAAUACAAUUUGAUAAGAUCACAUUGUUGUGGAACUGGAAACAUGUUAGAAAAACCUCUCGUGAGAAUGCUUUUAGCAAAUAGAAUCAAUACUUUGGCCUCAGGAAAGACUGGUGUUCGUCCAUGUCUUGUCGACACACUCCUCCAAAUGCUCAACAAGAAUUGUCUUCCUGUUGUUUAUGAAAAGGGAAGUGUAGGUGCUUCUGGUGAUUUGGCUCCUCUCUCUCAUAUUGCUUUGGGAGCUCUUGGUGAAGGACUCAUGCAUCAUCCAACGAAUGGCACGAUUGAACAUGCAGAAAAGGUAUUGAAAGAACACAAGAUCACACCCAUUGACUUGAAAGCAAAAGAAGGUCUCGCAUUAAUUAAUGGUACUCAGUUCAUUAGUGCUCUCGGUGCGCAAGCCAUUGUGAAAGCAGAACGUCUCAUGCAAAUUGCUACCCUUGUAGCUUGUGUCACGUUCGAAUCGCUCAAUGCAACUCCCAAUGCUUUGGAUGCUCGUAUUCAUCAAGCUCGUGGACAUUCAGGACAAAUGCAUGUUGCUUCAGUGAUGAGAAAUGUUUUGCUUCAUGGAGUUGAGAAUGGAUAUGUUGUUUCUCCCAUCACUGAAUCAUUGAACAGGCAUCCAAAGGUUCAAGAUGCUUAUUCUUUGAGAUGUAUUCCACAAGUGCAUGGAAUUGUGCAUGAUACGAUCGAGUUUUGUAAAAAGCUCAUAGAUACCGAGUUGAAUGCUGUUACUGAUAAUCCAAUGGUAUUCAUUGAGGGAACAGGGUCUGAUAUUCCUCAACUUGCAAAUCUUGUCCCUUAUACCUCAAGUAUGAACGAUCAUGUACAAGAUAAUUUCACUCUUUUUCACACGGACACAGAAGACAUUAAACAUAUUGUCAGUGGAGGAAACUUUCAUGGGGAGUAUCCUGCAAAAGCCAUGGACUUCCUUGCCAUUGGAGUUCAUGAAUUAGCAAAUAUCAGUGAGAGAAGAAUUAAUCGAUUGGUAGAUGGAAAAUUGAGUGGAUUGCCAUUCUUCCUCAUUGAGAACGGAGGUCUUAACAGUGGAUUCAUGAUUCCACAAUACACUGCUGCAGCAUUGACAAGUGAAAAUAAGGUUUUGGUGCAUCCAAGUUCUUCUGAUACUAUCUCCACAUCUGCAUCAUCAGAAGAUCAUGUCUCGAUGGGCCCAUAUGCGAGUAGAAAAUGUUUGGAAGUUAUUGCAAAUGUUGAGACAGUGAUUGCUAUUGAAUUGAUGGCAGCUUGUCAAGCAUUGGAUUUGAGAAGACAAAAUGCCUCUCCCAUUGUUGAGAAGGUCAAACAAUUGGUUCGACAACAUGUUCCGUAUAUUGAGAAGGAUGUUGUAAUGCAUCCAUUGAUUGAAAAGGUUGUUGAAUUGGUCAGAGAUGGAUCUGUUUUAAAGUGUGCCGGAAUAACUGAAAAUCACCACAAUUAA